GAUACAUCUGCCAAUGCCUCGUAAAGCACUGCGCGCCCAGCGGAUUAAGCAAGGCCUUUAAGAGCGGGUGAAUUCCAGGCGUCGUGUGGGCUUGCUGUUGCAUGGUGCCGGAGCAAGUCGUCCCAGACAUAAAAAAGAUCUGGCGCACCUUGCUGAUUCUACGAAUCGCUUUUUCUCGUCUUUUUGAGAAACUACUAUCGAAAGCCCAAGUUUUCAAUACUAUCGCACGAUGAGUAGUCCAAGUGUACCGGGAAAUGUCUCUUCCAGGUUCACAUCGACCUCUACUCCACCGGUCCUAUCAACUCAGACUCCAGCGCAGCCAGCAGCGUCAUCCAGUGCUCCAUUAAACACCCUUACUGCAAGUACAACUGGGCCAGAGCCGACAGAUCAGUCGAUGUCAUCGUCUCACACGGGUUCUACAAAUUUGGCCUCCGCUAUCUACUUCUACCUAGCAACCGAGAGUCAAAUAACAACAAAAAUUGGUGACUCUACUUCCAUCAUUACGACAGACGUGUCUGUUGGAGUUCCAGAGACUCUGAGUUCUGGCAGUUACAAAUACCUCGCCACCACCAGCACAUCCAGCAUCAAUGGAAAUAUCAUUACGAUGAUUCCAAUCAGCGUUGGCACGCCAUUCCCAACUAAUUUGAUUAAAAUAAACAAGGGGCUCUCAGCUGGUGACAGCGCUGCCAUAGGCAUCGGAGGGGUGAUACUGGGAGUGAUUUUGGCUGCCGCUUUCUGGUUUCUUCGCUUUUUUCACAAAAAGCGGCGAGGACGCAACCUCUAUAGCAACAGAGGCUCGACCGGUCAGUACGAAGAGCAUAGGAUGACCAACUCCAAGGCUGCCUUAGCGCGCGCCUCCGCUUUAGUUCCCAAAAGCUCAGCUGCCGUCGUUUUAUACAACCAUAUUCCCCAACCUGUUGACGACAACACUAUAAAAUCUGGAUAUUCGAAGCUGAAAAGCCGCAUUGACGGUCAUGUUCAGAAGUUCUACUUUUCUAAGGGUGGAGACGAGAAAUCUGUCAUCGACGGAUUUUCUCGUGCGUUCGCAGGAGAUGCGCCAAUACCCUCUUCACACCAUUUACAGAGCAUCCUAGGUGAUUCUCAGUCCAGAAUGCGAGUUCUCCAAGCGGGAAUCGCCUCGAUCGUCAUAACACGCAUGCUUCCGGACGGCCCGCCUGCCCAGUCAUUUCUGCCUUUGGUCUUCACACACGCGUACGCGUCUUUUUCCAACAAUACUCUAGAUGGGCAAGUUCGCGCUGCAUUUCGUGGUCAGUGGCGGGUGAUAAGUGCUUGCCUUUCGCAAUCCUUGUACGGUAGAGACAGCAUAACAGAGGAUGAUCCACGCAUCACGAACAUUCAGGAGGCGCGUGCACGAGCAGAUCUCUUCCUUCGGCCACUUGCCGCAACCAACGAUCACGAAAGCAGGCUGAGAAAUCUGGAAGAGAUCAUGAAGCGAGCCGCACGCCUGGGCUGGCUCAUCUUCUCUCAGCCGUCGGAAUACGCCGCUGACUGGACAGACAAGGGAAGAGGCGUUGUUUACCCAGCCCUCUUGCAGCUGACCGACGAAAACGGCGAGGCGCACCCAUCUCCUGUUGUUUUUAGCCCACAGGAGCCCAUGAUGCAAUAG
Molecule: messenger RNA, 1627 nt
Organism: Verruconis gallopava
Lineage: Eukaryota; Fungi; Ascomycota; Dothideomycetes; Venturiales; Sympoventuriaceae
Exons: 2
Coding region: 230-1627 (465 amino acids)
Source: RefSeq, a predicted model, not a curated record